AAGAGAGCAUAUGUAACUUAUUUAUGCUCUCUUGUUAAACGGAGAUAUUCCCCUGGAAUGUUCUGUUAUUUUAAGCCCGUAUUACAUGCUUCAACAUAGUCCCCACUUCCCGCGAGAGAACAUGGACUGGUAACUAAUACGCUAACACGUUUUAUUUAAGUUGACACUCAUACUAAUCGCCUGGCAUAUCACGGUGUCAUCACACAGGCACAUUUACGACGAUGGCUUCGUUUAAGCCUGGCUCAAUGUGUAACAAGGAUCCAGAGUCUAAUAACAAGCGGUUUACUCAUCAAAAUGGCUUUGUUUUAGUCUCAUUUGUCCUUCAUUUGUUGGUUGGUUUGUCAGUUGUUGUCGUGUUCAUCACUUUGAACCAACGACUCGCUGCUGUUGAGAGAGAACUCGAUGACCACAAGACGCAGCUUAAAACUCUAAACCAACAUGCAGUCAAGAACGUGGAGACUACUGUUAGAACUGACAGAGGUUUCAACAGAGCAGAAAACAUCAAGUCACGGCAGUCCCAUCUGCGAGUAAGACGUUCUGUUAUUGACAAGAAUGUUUCUCGCGUUACCAUGGAAACAGUUCGUUCAGAAAUCCAACAGGUUUUCUUGAACAUGACCGCUUCUCAGUUCUGUCAUCCACCAAACAAAGUUUGUAUUCCAGGAAAACAAGGAUCGAAGGGUGUCCGGGGGAAGCGUGGUCCCAAAGGUGCUCAAGGUCCAAUGGGACCCCCUGGCAAGUACGGUAGACAAGGUUUGAGAGGACCCCCUGGAAUGAAGGGACAGAAAGGAAAAUGUGGUCUUUCUGAGCAGGUUUCUGAACCUACCGUUUUUGUUUCCCCGUCAACCCUCACAGUCCAUCAGAACCAGAAUGUUACAUUUUACUGCAAUGCACACGGCAAUCCAAAACCAAGUGUAACUUGGAAGAAAGUGUCUGGUCAACUUGAUGCUAGUAAAACAUACACGGAUCAGUCAGGGUUAUUACAGAUAUUCACAGUUGAUAGUAAUGAUACCGAUAGUUAUGUCUGUACUGCGAAGAGUGUUCUAGGAGAAGCAUCGAAAAAUGUAAAGUUAUUUGUUCAAGGUUUCAAAGCCAAGUUCACCAAUCUCGGCGCAACAGGUCGUCUUGGUCCAACAUCUAUUGGUAGUCAUUACAAUUGUCAAAGUCAUUAUGGACAGGUUACUUUAUCAUCUGGUAUACAAAUAUGGAAAGUACCACUUACUGGUUCGUAUAAAAUAGAAGCUGUUGGUGCUAGCGGUGGCUAUGACAAUAAACAGAAUUCCCGCCUUUACCGUGGACGGGGUGCUCGUAUGAUUGGUACAUUUCAACUUCUAGAAGGAGAAUUAAUCAAAAUACUCGUGGGACAAGAGGGUGGAAUUAAUACUGUAUCCAGCUCUUCUGGUGGAGGAGGAGGUAGCUUUGUUGUUAGAAAUGACAGCUCCCCCCUGAUCAUUGCUGGUGGAGGUGCUGGAAUCAAAUUUGCUACACGACGAUACUCUAGUGCUGAUGCUAAUGUGACCACAUCUGGUAAUCAUGGACAUGGAGGAACUGAGUGGGCAGGAGGACGUGACGGCCAAGGCGCCAGAGUUGAUAUAUCAUCAGACAAUUCAGGUACGGGAAAGAUUACAAGAGAGUAUCAUUGUUAA
Messenger RNA from Actinia tenebrosa (Australian red waratah sea anemone), 1643 nucleotides. RefSeq lists its product as uncharacterized. The record is from RefSeq and is a predicted model, not a curated record. NCBI's taxonomy places the organism in Eukaryota, Metazoa, Cnidaria, Anthozoa, Actiniaria, Actiniidae.